This is a messenger RNA of Hemiscyllium ocellatum (epaulette shark), 3399 nucleotides long. RefSeq names its product anoctamin-4. Gene Ontology annotation, molecular function: chloride channel activity; protein dimerization activity. Gene Ontology annotation, cellular component: plasma membrane. The record is from RefSeq and is a predicted model, not a curated record. The transcript is spliced from 29 exons. Gene Ontology annotation, biological process: chloride transmembrane transport. NCBI's taxonomy places the organism in Eukaryota, Metazoa, Chordata, Chondrichthyes, Orectolobiformes, Hemiscylliidae. The coding region runs from base 1 to 3399 and encodes 1132 amino acids.
AUGCGGUUGAAUUUUGCCAAACAUGAAAUAACUGUCAGGGAAGGAUUAAAUAGAGCCGGUGAGUUGGCUAGACAGCCUUUGAAAGUAGCACAGCACGUGAUGGAUCAGGAAACAGCCAAGAGAUCAAAAAUUCAGAAUUUUGCUAGUGGAGAUAGUGUUACUCCUAGUGACAAAGAAUCGAGCAGUGUGAGUCACAACCUCUCCAGUGGAACCAGUUACUACAGCUGUGUCAGUCAGGUCACUGUUGGUUUCGACAUUGCGGGACAAUUAGCGAUUGGUCUCUCUGGAUGGUCAGUGCCCUUUCCUCAAGAUGGCCCACUGCCUUGCCAUCGACCCCAGUACAUGUGUAAGGACUUUAAGCCGCCUCCUUUCAAGCCCUUUGUUUCUCAGAAGGACCAAUCAGCCCCUGCCUCCUGUCCAGCCUCACUCUCCAUCACACCAGUGCUUUCUUACUACAGCAGCAGCCAGGAAACCCUCAGCCAAGAAACUGAAGGCGUGAGUGUGGCUAUUCAUGGGGUUGAAAACUCUGUUCAGAUUCAUCGGAGAACUGUGCCCAUCUAUCGAAGAUCUGCUCAGAUGUCUGGGGCCAGACAUCCUUCACUUCCUCCUGUCACAAAGUCCGUGACUGUGGACUGCUCCUCUUCAGGAUCCAUUGAAUCGGCUGUUGUCAAUGGGAAAUACCCUUAUCCAGUGGCUCGCGAUGCAAAUAUUUAUUUGGGUGAAUCCGAAGGUAGGAACAGCCCUUCGAAAGAUGAUGACUCCCUGCUUCAUCCUGGCAAUUUGACCACGUCAGAUGAAUCGAGCGCAUUGGAAAUGGGAGUUGAGGUGAGAGCUGCUGAUAGAAAUAAAGGAAAUGGCCUCUUCUUCAGGGAUGGGAAAUGCCGGAUAGAUUACAUCCUUGUUUACAGAAAAUCUAAUGCACAAGCAGAGAAACGGGAAGUGUUUGAGAGAAACCUGAGAGCUGAAGGAUUGAACAUCGAGAAAGAGUCAUCACUAACCAACAGUGAUAUCAUAUUUGUGAAGUUACAUGCCCCAUGGGAAGUUCUUUGUAGAUAUGCAGAGUUAAUGAACGUACGGAUGCCUUUCAGGAGAAAAAUCUAUUACCUGCAGCGGCGUUACAAGUUCAUGAGCAGGAUGGAGAAAAGGUUGAGCAGGUUCAGAGGAUGGUUACCAAGGAAACCGAUGAAGUUGGACAAGGAUACGUUACCAGAUCUGGAGGACACAGACUGCUACACAGCUCCUUUCAGUCAGCAGAGGAUUCAUCACUUCAUUAUAAACAACAAAGACACGUUCUUCAACAAUGCAACGCGAAGCAGAAUUCUGCACCACAUUUUACAAAGGGUCAAAUAUGAAGAGGGCAAGAACAAGAUCGGACUUAAUCGUUUACUUGGAAAUAGCACCUAUGAGGCUGCAUUCCCACUUCAUGAGGGAAGCCACAGAAGCAAAAAUUCCAUUAAGACUCAUGGAGCUGUGAACCACCGUCACCUGCUGUUUGAAUGCUGGGCCUGGUGGGGUGUGUGGUAUAAGUAUCAGCCACUCGACCUAGUCAGGCGUUACUUUGGUGAGAAGAUUGGCCUGUACUUUGCCUGGCUAGGUUGGUACACGGGAAUGCUGUUCCCGGCUGCCAUUGUUGGCUUGCUAGUGUUUUUGUAUGGAGUUUUCACACUGGAUUACUGCCAAGUAAGUAAAGAAAUCUGCCAAGCAACAGAAAUAAUUAUGUGCCCACUCUGUGACCAUCAUUGCCGCUACAUGCGGUUAUCAUACAGCUGUGUAUAUGCCAAGGUGACUCACCUCUUUGACAAUGGAGCUACAGUAUUCUUUGCUGUUUUUAUGGCUGUAUGGGCUACAGUCUUCCUGGAGUUUUGGAAACGGCGGCGAGCAGUUAUUGCCUAUGACUGGGAUUUGAUUGACUGGGAAGAGGAGGAGGAAGAAAUCCGUCCCCAGUUUGAAGCAAAAUAUUCCAAGAAGGAACGGGUGAAUCCUAUAUCGGGAAAACCAGAGCCUUAUCAAGCUUUCACUGACAAAUGCAGUAGGAUCAUUGUAUCAGCUUCUGGAAUAUUCUUCAUGAUCUGUGUGGUGAUUGCUGCUGUUUUUGGAAUUGUCAUUUAUCGGGUGGUGACUGUGAGCAUAUUUGCUGCAUUCGAGUGGGCCCUAAUUAGGAAUAAUUCCCAGCUUGCUACAACAGGAACUGCAGUGUGUAUCAACUUCUGUAUCAUCAUGCUUCUGAACGUGCUGUAUGAGAGAGUUGCACUGUUUCUGACCAAUUUAGAACAGCCUCGAACCGAGUCAGAGUGGGAGAACAGCUUCACAUUAAAAAUGUUUCUGUUCCAGUUUGUUAACUUGAACAGCUCUACCUUUUACAUUGCAUUUUUCCUGGGAAGAUUAACAGGACGCCCAGGAGCCUAUUUGAGAGUCUUGAACAGGUGGAGGUUGGAGGAGUGCCACCCAAGUGGUUGCCUUAUCGACCUGUGUUUGCAAAUGGGAAUCAUCAUGGUGUUGAAACAGAGCUGGAAUAACUUCAUGGAGCUUGGCUACCCGCUUAUUCAGAACUGGUGGACAAGGAGAAAAUUAAGACAAGAGCACGGCAAUAAUGGCAAACCAAUUCUACCACAAUGGGAGAAGGAUUACAAUCUGCAGCCAAUGAAUGCUUAUGGCCUGUUUGAUGAAUAUUUGGAGAUGAUUCUUCAGUUUGGUUUCACAACUAUAUUUGUGGCAGCAUUUCCAUUGGCUCCUCUUCUGGCCUUAUUGAACAAUAUUAUUGAAAUCCGUCUUGAUGCUUACAAAUUUGUCACACAGUGGAGGAGGCCAUUGGCUUCAAGAGCCAAAGAUAUAGGAAUCUGGUAUGGAAUUUUGGAAGGCAUUGGGAUCCUGUCUGUUAUUACCAAUGCAUUUGUCAUCGCAGUGACCUCUGACUUCAUCCCUCGCUUGGUUUAUGCCUACAAGUAUGGUCCCUGUGCUGGCCAAGGGAAAGCAGGACAAAAGUGCAUGAUUGGUUAUGUUAAUGCCAGUCUGUCUGUGUUCCUGGUGACAGAUUUUGAGCAGCGUUCUGAACCAUAUUCAAAUGGCAGUGACUCUUUCGGUACAGAGGUAGAGUACUGCAGAUAUCGUGACUAUAGAGAACCACCUCAUUCCAAAGAACCUUAUGCCUACACACUGCAGUUUUGGCACGUAUUAGCGGCUCGGCUGGCUUUUAUCAUUGUAUUUGAGCAUUUGGUUUUUAGUAUAAAGAAUCUUAUUGCGUAUCUGAUUCCUGAUUUACCAAAAGACCUCCGGGACAGAAUGCGCCGUGAGAAGUACCUAAUUCAGGAAAUGAUGUAUGAGGCUGAGCUGGAGAGACUUCAUAAGGAACGCAAUGAGCGGAAGAGGAAUGGGAAAGGCUCAAACAAUGAGUGGCCGUGA